AUGGUUGUCGACAAGGAUAACGAAUUUCUUAGUUUUGCUCCCUUACUGGACCAGAGUUCCGGUCUUGAUGAUUCCAAUGAGGACGAGAAGCUGCCUCUGCCUCAGUUAUUGGCCAAGAUCAUUGCACAGCGAGGGUCCUUUUUGGACAUUUCCGAGGACAAGUUGAGGGAGGAAAUCGAAAAUGAGCAAUUGUCGAAAGACACGGCGUCGGAUCAAGACGACGUCGAAAUGGAGAACGAACCGUCAUUCACUCAGGAACAGUUCAGAUCGUACGAAGACUUCUUGAAAGUUAAACAAGAAAUUAUCAACUCUGUCCAUUCUGCUUUGAACGAGUCGUCUUUGUCUUUGGACUUCGUUUCUCUUUUGAUUUCCUGUGUUCGUCCAGCAGCAGGCUCGUCAUCCAUGUCUCCUCAUCUGAAACAACACAUCAAUAUAGGCUCACUGUCAAGCGACAAGGUUGACCCUCCUGAAGAUACUGAAAAAUUGCAGUUUGACACCUCAAAAGUCGGUCGAGGUUGGAAACUAGAGAGCUUGGAGCGCGCAGCAACAAAUCUAAAGUCUUCCAGCUCGAGACUCAAAGAAGAGGUGGCAAAAGAGAAGAAUUUCUGGUCAGGAAUGGUGGAGGUGCUGAAGUCAAACGAGGUGAUCACAAGCAUGAAUAUAAAAAAUACCAAAGAGGUAUGUGUCAAGUACGGGUAUGGAGAUGCCGGAUCGACAUACUACGAUAAGGGAAUAGGGAUUCUGAAAAAAGACGCAACCACGGGUAAUUUGUUUUUCGAGAAUUCUGCUCCAGUUAAAGAAGAAAAACAAGACAAGAUAGUCAACGUCCGGAUGUAUGAAAAAACCGGAGAGAACAUUAAAUUAAUCGGCGAGUCCAACGUUGAACAGAGACUACACACGUUCAAAGAGAAGGAAGGCGUGAUAAACGAGAUCGCAAAGGCAAGAUUUUUUUUGUUUGAAGAAGAGCUCUUUUAUCAAUUGCUCCGAGAAGCUGCAACUCUGAUAUCUCUCCAGGUGUCUGCAGAGGAAGAUAAGAUUGUGAUAGAUUUACACGACGAGCUCAUAGAGAUCACACAGGUUGUGCCUGAAGAAGUACGUGCUCCUGCAGACCUUCCAUCAAAUGAAAGAGCAGAUCUCAUCCAGAUAUACUUACGCUUGAUGCUCUAUGCAGAGCACAAACACAAUUUGGACCGGCGAAAAAUACCUCCUUUAGCGUUGGACACAGAAGCCCAGAGCGCACCACAGACAUCUUCCUUGUCGCUAAUUCGCCCAAUCAUCGUUUACAAUCGCCACGAGCGCACAUUGCAAUCUGUGCGCGACGUUCUCGAAUCUAUCAUUUUGAGCCACUUUGAGAACGACAGAACGAGAACUAAAGAGCAUCUAGCAGAGCAUCUGAAAAUAAACAGGCAUUGCAACGAAUCAUCUUCACGCUCGAAGGACCCUUUUGCACGCAUCAGCACGCCCCCAGCUUCGGUUUUGGAGCUCGUUGCAGACCCGCUGGUUGUGAAAGUCAAGCUGACUUCGCUAUUUGCAUCUGCUUAUUCGGUAAUGAACCUCACAUUGCAAAACCAGGCCGGCUCCACAGUCCUGGACGUGACUCUUAACGAUGUCAGAGAGCUGGAAGACUGUUUGAAUUGGGCAAUACGCAACCACGAUUCCAUAUAA
Messenger RNA from Ogataea angusta, 1665 nucleotides. RefSeq lists its product as uncharacterized. NCBI's taxonomy places the organism in Eukaryota, Fungi, Ascomycota, Pichiomycetes, Pichiales, Pichiaceae. Gene Ontology annotation, biological process: regulation of transcription by RNA polymerase II. The record is from RefSeq and is a predicted model, not a curated record. Gene Ontology annotation, molecular function: transcription coregulator activity. The coding region runs from base 1 to 1665 and encodes 554 amino acids. The transcript has a single exon. Gene Ontology annotation, cellular component: core mediator complex; mediator complex.